This is a messenger RNA of Alligator mississippiensis (American alligator), 8897 nucleotides long. RefSeq names its product SSX family member 2 interacting protein (gene SSX2IP). The transcript is spliced from 15 exons. The record is from RefSeq and is a predicted model, not a curated record. The coding region runs from base 6350 to 8062 and encodes 570 amino acids. Lineage: Eukaryota; Metazoa; Chordata; Crocodylia; Alligatoridae.
CGCCUUCCCUGGAGCUGAAAGGAGGAAAAGCUCCGGGUGCCGCAGGGCUGCGGGAAAGUUUGCACUAAUCCGGGCAGCCGGGCGGUCGCAGCACAGAGGAUAACUGGCCGCCCGUUGCAGAGCCGGCUGGCGGAGGGUGUUGGUGGUGGGGAGAUGUGUGUGGCACCUGCGGAGUUGCAGACCUGGCUGCAGCCUUGGCAGGAUUCAUUUCUCCAGCAGCAGCGGAGCGAGACGAAGAUCCAUGGUCUGUGAAUGGUAGGAGGCAGCAGGGUCGAUCCUCGAGACCACGGGCGCCGGCCGGCUCCAUGGGUGCUCUGGGGCUCAAGCAUCCACUGAAAAAAAUUAGCCAGUGCUCAGCAUCUCCAGAGCUGCCUGCAGAUGUUAAAAAACCCCAACAAACAAAACUCCCGGUGCUUUAUGGGAAGAAGCAGCACACGGCUUUAACCUGGCUCUACAGCGUCUGUAAAGAUGGAGUGCUUCAGUGGGGCUUUUUGGUGUUUUUAGCUAGAGGUGAUUCAGUCUUUACAGACCGGGUAGCAGUAACACACUGCCUCUUCUGGAUAUGCAUAGGGCUUGGCACGGGAAUGGUCCUGGGUAAAAGUAAAGAGCCAUUUUUGUUGUUGUUUUUAUGCCUGCAAGCACCACCAGCCACAAAAAAAGGUGGCACCUAUGCUCGAGGCAGUAGGGGAUGCAGCGGCGCCUAGUGCAGGUGCGUGGCACGGGUAACUCCACACCUCCACACGUAACAUCAGUAAAGAAGUGGAGGAUAUGCCUUGAAAGUAGUGGGGCGGGGGUGAGGACUGUAGUGAAGCAGUUGUCCAACUGUUAAACAUAUAAGUGACUUAGCACAGAUAUAAACUUGCAGAUUUCUUUUGUGAUUGUAGCUGUAUUACAGAUCAAGACAAAUAAACCUCUUAUUUGUUAAAUUAGUGGAACUGAUGAAUACAACUAGGAGCCUUCUAGCAAGGGUGUAAUGUACUAAUAAACUAAAUGAAGACUAUACAGGCCUGCAGGCUGGACAGAUUAGGACUUGUGUUUUCCAAAUUUACUUUGGAGUUGACUAGGUUAGUUUGCUAUGUCAAACUCCUGAAUUAAGAAUACUCGUAGAAUGUAGAAAAGUGGUGGUAAAAUGUAACCCGUUACCCUCCAGGAUUCAUAUAACUAAUAAUGCUCAAGUAGGAUCAAUUUCUACAAACUAAUAUAGAGUCUAUAAAUCUCUAGAAUUCAUUCUGUCCAUAGGUAGUGUCACUAAAGCUAUAAUGAAAAUCAUUAUUUAACAUUAUUUUUAACAUACAGAGGUGGUAAUAAUUGUGAGCCACAUUAUUAAAAUGCCUGUAGCAAAAAUAGCAACUGUCAGAAAUGUGGAGGUGGAGGGAAUACUUGGAUUUUCAAGGUUACUGCAUAAAUAAAGCAAAUGAGUUGCUUUUUAUGACAUUUUGAAGGAUAGAUGUAAAAAUGUAAGCUAAUGACUACCAGCAGGGCUCAAAUUUACAUAGAAUCUAUUUGUUUUGUUUCAUCCAGAUAGCCAUCUGUGGAGGCGAUUAAUAGAUAAAUCUAAAAACUUUAAAUAGGUUCACAGCUCUUUUUGGAAUCCAAUCUUAGCAGAAGGACUUGUAUUGCAUUUUAAGUAAAUGCUUACCUUUUGUGGCCUUUAUAUUCUCUGAACAAGUUUUUAUAUACUUUCAGAGAUGUAAUUUGCAAGUUGAAACACCUUUCAGCAAAAUUGUAGUGUCUGCUGUGUUUGGUUGGAAGACUGGUUCUUGUUUCUUGGUUGAUAUAGUGUUGUCCCUUUUAAAGAGCUGUUCUACAUCAGAAAAAAUGUAAGAUGCAUCUGAGAAGAAGAUAAAAAGCUAAUUUGGGGGCAGGAACAUUUUGGAGAACCAUGUACUUUAUUUUUCAUUUGUGAAACUGUCCAUGUAAGUUUUAAAUGAUUAUACUACAGUGUGUUUAUCUUCUGAUGAACAUGUGGCUGAACUAGUUUUUAGAAUUCAGUUAUGUUGAUAGCUAUUUCUAUUGAAUUUAAAUCUGACAUUCAAAAUCUAUGCUUUGAAAAAAUAAUGGUGUAUGUGUUGUUGUUGGGCUUGUAAUUCUAUUACAUGUGAUUUUUUUUUUUAAAUUGAACACUUAAGACCAAUUUAUUACAGGAAAUCUGUCUGACUUCUAUUUUAAAUCAUAAAGCAAUGAUUUGCAUUAGGAAGGAAACAAGAAGAUAAUACCAUUUUAGAACAUGCUGAUACGUUAUUGCUGAAAGGAAAAAUAUGUUGCUCACCAAAUCGUGUAGGGGCUUAAGGGAGCAUAUGGUAGGUGUCUACCAGAAACCAGGUUUCCUAAAUAGAAAGAGUAUUUUUUCAGAGUCUAAUUCCAACAUGUAAUUAAAAUGGCAGAUUAUUCCAGUUUCUUAGCUAUUUCUGCUCUGGUGGAUUGAUUACUACUUUUUGGACAUCUGCCAAAGCAUUCUUUGAUCUAGGAUACAGUUGAAUCUUUCAAGAUUUUUUUUUUUUUUUUUUUUUUUACCAGCAAAGAGUAUGAGUUUUUCCAUCUGGUACAUAAAUCCCGCCCCCCUGGAACUGAGGCCUAGGUGUACAUUUUUGGGAAUUUGCCUAGCUUUGUUCUCUUCAGGAAUUUCUUCAAUGGAACAGCAAGUGAUAUUGCCAGCUGGCAAAAUUACAUCUGACAGUUACUGGGACACUGCAGGUUGUAGGCAUAUCAUCAGAGCUGUUGGCUUGCAGAGAAAAAUUAGCUUGCAAAUAGUAAGGCUUGAAAUACAAAAUCUUUGAGCAUCUGAAGCCACAGUGGCCAUUAAGUAAUUCUCUGUGGUCACCAAGUGAUUUCCUGGCACCACCAAGUGAUUGAUCCUAUCAAGCACUGGACCUGUCUGCCCUGCACCCACAACUUGGGGUCCUGGCCAGUCUCUAUGGAAACCUGCUGGGCUGCUCUGGCGCCCCUGGCACUGAGUGCAGGGCAGACGGGCCCAGGGCCAGAUAGGAUCAAUUGACCCUCCUGCCCCGCAAUCACUGCUGUGCUGGGCCAGGCCGGGUUAACCCUGCCCCCUGCUGAAGCUCACAUCUCACAGAAAGUCCUUAAGUGGCCUUCCAGCCCAAAUCAUUUCCCACUCUGGUCUUGCAACAUGUUCUGAAGGUGGACAGAUUUUUUGCAAUGAGCUUCCAGAUUAGUUAUGCCAAAUCAAGCCACUUUAACCAAGAACAUUGCUCUUAGGCUCUUAUGUAUGCUCCAGAGGAGCAUAGCUGCAUGGGAGGAUGGAGAGAUGUUUGGGUUUCAAUCUGUUGCUGGCUUUAAAAAUCAAGACCAGGGACUUGAACUGUAAUAUUAGUUGAAUGGCAUCUAGCAAAGAAUAUGAACAUGGAAGUGUUAUGCUUCUGGUGGCCCUUCUUGUGGAUAAGGUGGAUUGCCACACCCUUUUCUUCCACUGUUGGUUCCAAAGACAAAAGUUUAAACCAUGUACAAAGAGGUGACACUUGUGGUGAAAUACUGUCCAUCCUCAAAAACAGUUAUUUCUCAAAAGCUAAUCAGCUGUCCUGAUACAGUGUAAAAAUCACAGGUGUGUUUGGUUGGCAAGCUAAAAAUUUAGGAGGUGCAUGAAUUUAGUUGUAGGUCUCAGAAUUGCUGCUUAUAAUAAGGUUAAUAAACAGCAAAGAAUAUCUUUGUGAUGGCUUUUACAAGACCGGAGGAUCACCCUGUCAGGCAGGAUGCAAAGCAUCCAGGGGGCAGGAGCUGGGCCCACAGUCAACCUAGAUCAAGUGAGAGAACGCUUUGAGAGGCUUGACAUCCAUAAGUCCGUGGGCCCGGAUGGAAUUUACCCAAGAGUCCCGAAGGAGAUGGCGGACAUCAUAGCGUGGCCUAUGGUGAAGAUAUUUGAGAACUCAUGGCGCUCGGCAGAGGUACUAGAAGACUGGAGAAGAGUAAACGUGGUCCAAAUCUUCAAGAAAGGAAGGAAGGAAAAUCCAGGGAAUUACAGGCCAAUAAAUCUGACAUCCAUCCCUGGAAAGAUCCUGGAGAAAGUCAUCAAAAGUUCCAUCAGCAACAGGCUAACGGAACAUAACUUUCUGAGUGCCAGCCAACGUGACUUUGCUGCUGGAAGGUCUUGCCUGACCAACCUCGUCUCCUUCUAUGACCGGGUGAUGCAUUGCCUAGACAAGGUAGAUGAGGUUAAUGUCAUAUACCUGAAUUUUAAGAAAGCCUUUUGCUUGGUCUCCCAUGAUGUCCUCAUGGUUAAGCUGGGGAACUGUGGCCUUGACCAUUUCCUGGUCUAAUGGCUAGGGAACUGUUUCCAGGGUCAGACCCAAGGAGUAUGAGUUGACGGGAGCAAAUCAGUGUGGUGCAAGGCAGCCAGUGGUGUCCCUCAGGGCUCAGUACUGGGGCCAGUACUCUUCAACAUCUUCAUUAAUGACCUGGAUUUGGGUGCCAGAUACAGACUGGCAAAGUUCGCGGAUGACACUAAACUAUGGGGGAAGGCAGUCACACUGGAGGACAGGCUGGGGAUACAGGCCGGCCUGGACAAGCUCACAAAAUGGGCGAAUCCAAACCUGAUGGUAUUCAACGUAGAAAAGUACAGGGUGCUCCACCUUGGGAGGAAAAAACAGCAUCAUAUUUAUGGGCUCAGCAGUGCUAUGCUCACUAGCACCAUAAUUGAAAGAGACUUGGAGGUCUUGAUUGACCACAUAAAUGAACACGAACCACCAAUGUGAUGCCGUAGCUGUCAAUGCAAACCAAACUCUCGCAUGCAUCCACCAAUGCAUCUCAAGCAAAACCAGGGACCUCAUCCUCCUGCUUUACUCGGCCUUAGUGAGGCUGCAGCUGGAGUACUGUUUCUAGUUUUGGGCCCCCCACUUCAGGAGGGACGUGAAUAAGCUUGAGAGAGUCCAAAGGAGAGCCACCCACAUGAUCAAAGGCCAAGAGAGCAAGCCUUAUGAGGAGAGGCUGAGGGACAUGGGUCUCUCCAGCAUGGAGAAGAGAAGGUUCAGGGUGACUUACAGACUGGUGGCAGCCUAUAAGUAUAUAAGGGGUGUGUACUAGGACCCCUCAAGGGAUAACAAGGUCUAACAGCCAAAAACUUCUGAAAGGGCAAUUUAGACUGGACGUAAGGAAACACUUCUUUACAGUCCUGGUGUCCAGGGUCUGAAACAGACUCCCCCCAGAGGUGGUGCAAGCACUUACUUUGGACUCAUUCAAAAAACAUUUGGAUGCUUAUCUUGCUGGGAUCAUUUGAUCCCAGCAGAAUUCCUGUCUAUGGCAGGGGGGCUGGACUCCAUGAUCUUGCAAGGUCCUUUCCAGCCCCUAAUGUCUAUGAAAUCUGACCUCAGCACUGAGGUGGGCAGAAGAUAAUCACAUACUCAAGAUUUCAGUUUAUCUACCUCACUUCUUUUUCCAUAUCUCUCUCCAGGUAUUCCCUGAAUCUAGAAAGCUAGGAUUGGAAGUGGCUUCUUUCUGAUCUGAAUUGGGUUUUCUGGGUGUGCCAAUUGACAUAUCUGUAACAAUAGCAAAGUGUUGUGCUGGUGCACCAUGAGUGAGCUGGACAGCAGAAGCAGAGGGCCUGUGACAAUCCCAAAAAAUCUCCAUUAGCCUACCAGUGUAUAUUUGUAUAUAGUGUACUGAUGUUAAUUAUGGUUCCUUCAUUUUUAAAUUGAUUUUAAGAAAACGUUUUAAAGGGGAAUUUUAUUGAGAUGGUAAUCCAAGACUAUUUUUCCAUUAGAGAAUCAGUUAUAUUUACAAAACUGGUGUUUUGUAAGGAGUGUGGUCUGUUAACAUUCAUUCUUCUUCUUCCUUAAUAUAACUUUGCAGCUGAAGCUGAAACCUCUUCAUUUUUAAAUAUAAUUUAAACCAUCUAAAAUAGGGGGAAAGGACAAAAAAGGCAUAGCAUUUUUUUUUUCUUUUAGUAAUGAUAAACUAAUUGUGAAUCAGGUUGAGCUGAUGCCCAGAUAAAACUUCCAUAAAGCUCAUUUGACCAAGCACUUGUUGAAGCUGUAGUCUAAUAGUACUUUAUCCAUAUUCCAUCACUUUUGUUGGGUGUUCUUUGGUCUUUUCAGGAUUCUUUUAAGUUUUCUGUAAGAAUUUUUAAAAAGUUUUUGAUUUUAUGAAUGAAGGUUAAUUUCUCAAUUUUACUUAGGCCAGGAUUACAUGGGAAUAAAGGAAUUGGACCCUAGCGCUGUGUCUACUAGAGAGAUCCCAAAGAAAACAAUUCUUUAGAGCCUUUGAGGACAUUGUCUGAAUUAAUGGAUCCAGCAAAAGCCAAAUUAACAUGAUAUGCCUAUGUAGGCGAUAUUACCAGCAAUUGUACUAAAUACUUCACUACUCAACCAGUUGCUCAGGUAUUCUAGCUGUCUUUGUUGCUAUGGGAGAUUGGAAGACUAUUACUGUGCCAGCGCCGUCAUCAGUUUUAGAUAGCAAAAAUACUUCUCAAUAUACCUCAGAAAAAAAGAUGUCUCCCUCAAGCUUAAACAUGCAACAAGUGCUACGUUUGCCACUGCCUUCAUCCAAAAGUACGCACAGCUUUUUCAGUGCCUUCUGCACAGAAGAGAAUGUUGAACAGAGUAUAUCCUAUCUUAAUAGGGAGUUGACAACACUGGGUUUCCCUUCACUUUAUGCAGAGUCCAAAGGUAAAGAAUUAAACUUAAUAUCUAUCUUAAAUUGUAUGAAUGAACUACUUGUACUUCAGCGCAAGAACCUCCGAGCUCAGGAAGAGGUGGAAAUGCAGCACUUGAAAUUGGGUAGUGAUAUGGAUCAUCUGCAGAACUGCUAUGCCAAACUAAAGGAGCAACUAGAAGCCUCUAAAAGAGAGAUAGUUGGACUUCAGGAAAGAGACAGACAGCUUCAAUGCAAAAACAGAAAUCUGCACCAAUUACUUAAAAAUGAAAAGGAUGAGGUGCAGAAAUUACAGAAUAUUAUUGCAAGUCGGGCUACUCAGUACAAUCACGAUAUGAAAAGAAAAGAAAGAGAAUACAACAAACUAAAAGAACGAUUGCAUCAACUAGUUAUGAACAAAAAGGAUAAAAAGAUAGCUAUGGAAGUUCUAAAUUAUGUAGGUCGAGUUGAUGGGAAGAGAGGUGGUUGGAGAACUGAUAAAACAGAAGCCAGGAAUGAAGAAGAAAUGUAUAAAGCUCUGUUAAGGGAUUACGAGCAAUGCCAAAAACAGCUUCUAGUAGAAAAUGCUGAGCUGAGGAAAGUUCUUCAACAAAUGAAGAAAGAAAUUAUUUCACUCCUCCCCCCACAGAAACAGAAACCUAGAGAAAGAUCUGAAGAUGGUAUCGGACCAGUGCUGUCAGAUCUAGAAGAUGAUGUUGGGGAAUUAAAUAAAGAGAACAUGUGGGAACUCUCCUGUGAAACUGUGCGAGAGCAACUGACCAACAGCAUUAGAAACCAGUGGAGAAUGCUGAAAAAUCAUGUUGAAAAAUUAGAUAACCAAGUGUCACGUGUGCAUUCAGGUGCUCUGACUGACAAAGAUGUAAUCUCAAGAGAGGACCAUGAAUUGGAAACUGAGAAGUUAGAGUUGGAAAUCCAGCAUUGCAAAGAAAUGAUUAAAACUCAGCAACAGCUCUUGCAGCAACAGCUUAUGUCUCCAUGUGAUGAUGAUACCACUGUGUUACUACAGGACUGUUAUUUGUUGGAAGAAAGGGAACGUCUCCAGGAAGAAUGGAAACUAUUUAGAGAACAAAAAAAGAACUUUGAGAAAGAGCGAAGAAGUUUUACAGAAGCUGCAAUUAGACUAGGACUUGAGAGGCAGGCCUUUGAAGAAGAUAGAGGAACAUGGCUGAAGCAGCAGUUUCUAAGCAUGACUUGUGAUUCCAAGUACUCGGAAAAUGUGAAAACUCAAAGUGCUACCUCAGGAAGUUCUGAUCAAGACAAUCAUUUAAUGAACACCAGGUCUCAACAAAAGAAACCUCGCUCCCUGUCUAGUGUACCAACCUCAGCAGAACUUUGCCAGACAAUUCAGGAUACUCCUUAUAGCAGUCCAUGUGCUAUAUCAAAUAAAACCACUGAAGAGAGCAAGCCAAAUCAGUGGGAGGAAAUCUACAAAGAAGAAACUGAGAAAUGCUUCAAGAUGUAGAUCACAAGAAGAUUAUAGCUGAUACUCUGCUGCAUAUAAACUCGCACAUAGAAAAUAAACUGCCUUAGACUUCCUAGGGUUGUCUGCUAUUCUGCUAUCUUUUGUUAACGAGAUGUGUCCAUACACUUUCUUUCUAAGGUGAAACAGUGUGUUGUGCGUUUGGUCCUCUUUUCAAAGAGUUAAGAGAUGGUGGGGGGGGGGGGGUAUAUGUGGGAAAGUGAGGGAAAGUGAGGUGACUGGCUCUUUGUUUUGUUUUUGUAAAGACAGUUUCUUGCCCUUUAUGUGUAAUUUUGAAAGAUUUUAUUUUAAAAAUAUAAAAGCUUUGGAUAUUUUUCUAGCAACAGAACUCUGAUUCUGUGAAUGAAGGAAUGUAUGAAAUUUUCUGGUUGUAAUGAAAUACUGAAACCGUAGCGUUUCCUUUCAUCACAGGCAGAGGCAGCACUUUUAGGAAUUGUUUAAUUAUGGUAAACAUUCAUUUUUGUCUCAACUGUAACUGUCAUAUUUUUUUUGCCUCAACUUGAAUGUACAGUAGAUUUUUAACAAAACAGGUUCUAUAUUUAUUAAGUCGUGUGAUUUGAAAUUACCUCUUUGAUAUCUUUCAGAUGACUAAAGUGCAAGAUCUUUAUAUGUUUGUAAAUAUACAAUAUAAGUGAUUAUGCUAAGAUGCUACAAAAUGAAACAUGCAUCCAUAAUCGUAGUAUUUUACAUGCCAAUUUAAACUGUUUUAUAGUGAUAUUCUGUUUACAGAUGUAUUGGAACUGUCAGUGUUUCAGUCAAGAAUUGAAUUCUUUGAAACAUAUUUGGGAAAUAAAUGUGCAAAGCAUAUCCUAACAAA